AUGUUUUCUAUUUUAAUAUAUAUAGAUCGUAUACCUGACUAUCGUCUUUUUUUACCUAUUCGAAAUGAAAUAUUUGAUAUAUUUGAUUCUAAUUUACAUCCAAUUGAAACGACUAUUCUUCAAUUACGAAUUGUUGCAAGUAAUAAAUCAGGUUUACCAUUAUCAGCUUUUCGUCUUGUUAAUGAUAAAAAUAUGGAAUUAUUUGAUCAUGUAAGAUUAUCACAAUAUGAUAUAGAUUAUCGUGCAACAUUAACUAUACAAACAUGGAUUGGAUGGUCGGAUCUUUUUACUUACGCAAUAAAAGGUUAUACAAAAGCUGUAUUGAAAUUACUUAGUUCAGAUGAACUUGUUCGACAAUAUAUGCUUCAAGUUGCUUUGUAUAUUGCUGCUCAUUAUGGAAAUGUUGAUUUAGCUCGAGCUUUACUUCAAUUAGGAGCACGAGCUGAUCGUCCAGUUGGUCAUCAUCCAUCUCGUCAAUGGUGUUCAUCUGAUUGUCUUCAUCCUGAAUAUUUUCGUUGUCCAAUACAUGAAGCUAUUAUGUUUCAACAAGUUGGUAUUGUUCUUUUAUGUGGUAGUCGUGAUGUUGAUAUAUUUCAAAAAGCUGAUGGCUAUGGUAUAAAACCAUGGCGAUUAGCUUUACGUCAACAACGUAGUAUAAAACAACGUGAAAUAGCAUUAUUUAUUUUAUCGAAACAAUUUGGUGGUAUUCAAUUACCAAAUAAGAUAACAUUACCUCUUCGUCAUGCUUAUGUAUUUAAACAAUGGGCAGAAAGAGCACGUGAACGUGUAUAUAAUAAAAAUGGUCUACAAUAUAGUUCAUUAAAACGUAAACCUUUAAUUAAUAAUGGUGAAUCAUUAUUAGGUUAUAAAAUAUUAGUUGAUGGACAUAAUAAUGAUUUUCAAGAUUAUUAUUCAACAGCUGAAUAUGCAAAAGAAAAAACACGUCAAGUAUGUAUUACACUUGAUGAAAGAGAAAAAAAUAAAGUGAAAAAUACAGAAAAUUAUAUGAAAAAUUUUAUUGCAUCUACUUCAACACAAACAAAACUUGCAUCAAUAAAUCCAACAACAACUCAACAAAUAAAAGAUGCAACAUCAUUAGAUAUUACUUCGCAUUCAGAAGGAAUUAGUACAGGAAAAAAAUUAUGGGCUAAAGUUGCAAAUUUAUAUCGUUUCGAAACAUUUCUUCUUCGAAAUGCAAUUGAUCUUAUUGACGCAGGUCUUCUUACAGAUGAAUCAUUACCAUCUCCAAGUCGACAUAACGCUCAUGGAGCAAUCAACACAACAAUUAGUCGUUUAUCAUCAUCGCUUUCAUCAAUUUCAUCAGUAAAUCCAAAUGUUCCAGUUCGUAUUCGUUUAUUUGUUGAACGAUUUCGUCUACUAAGAGAAAUGAUGUAUAAACCAGAUAAAGAUGGUCGAACAUUACGUCAUUUAAGUGGUGUUGAAUGGGCUAGAGUACGACGUGGUCUAAAUAAUCACUGGCAAACUCUACGAGCUAGUACAGCAUUAACUGCCAAAAAGAAACAAAAAGAACUUAAAAUAAAAGCAAAAAAAAAACAAUUAACUAUUCAAUUACCUGAUAUUCAACGAGGAGAAUCAUCAGCAAAAAUUCCUCUACCUAGAGAACGUCCAAAAAUUGAUUAUCGUUGUAUAUUACGUGGUAAUGAUAAACUUUAUCAUGAAAUAAUGAAUGAUUGGGAAAGAGCAGCUGGUUUAGCAUUACCAUCAUUAGCCGUACAAAGUUUAACUGAAGCAAGUAAAUUUCAACGAAAAUCAUGGAUGCGUAAAGUUGAUAUAGCUAUUCAAUUUGCAACGAAUCGUAGUCAACGAGUAUUUCAAUCAGUUACUUAA
Molecule: messenger RNA, 1848 nt
Organism: Rotaria sordida
Lineage: Eukaryota; Metazoa; Rotifera; Eurotatoria; Philodinida; Philodinidae
Source: the annotation of a GenBank genome assembly